AUGCCGCGACAGAAACCAACAAGAAAGAAAGGGAAGGAGAACGAGGACGGGUGGGGUGGGUGGCGGCGUUUGGUACCCGCCAUCCGCCGCCCCGGCGUCUGCCAACGCGCGGCCGCUCUGGCUUGUCACGUGUUGGCUCAAUGUGCCGCCGCCGGGCGUGGGAGUAGCAGAGGCAGGGCCGUUCGGUCCGCGAGAGGUCUGGACAUGUUCGCCGCCAACGCUGCGAGGGCCCUGAUGGACGCCUUGAGGCCGGACUCGGAGGCGGAAAAGUGGGAGGCUGGGCAGCUGGACGAGGACGUCAAGCUACCCUUUGGCGCCAGGGCACAGGCCGCUUCUGCGCUCCUGUCUCUGCUGGAGGGACGCUACGGAGAGUCCGCAGCCGAGAGCGAGCGGUCCAUCGUGGAAUGGGCCCAGAGACUGAAGCCGGAGGAGCGCCUAUCGGCGCCCCUGCCGCUGCUCUUGUCCAUCACGGCCACGCUGUCCCGCCCUCCGGCCCACGUCAUCAACCUAGCAAGACGGCCCUUCAGAUGGAAGGCAGUUUCAGAUUCGGCGAGGCGGCAGGGAGUGUGGCUGCACCGGCACGAGGCUGUCGACUGGAAGGCUGUGGAGGCUUCGUCCAUGAGUGCGAAGGGGUGGAUCAGCGACAAGGAGGUGGCCUUGACUUGGGCCACGGAGCUCAACACCAUCUACGACAAGGACUGUGAAAAAGAGACCACCCACGUCAUGCAUCCUUCGGAGCGAGCGUGCGCCGCGAGCCACUUGGACCUCUGGAGGCGCCAUCGAGACUCGAAGCUGGCGCCCUUUAUGCCGGAGGUGCACCCUGACGCCGUUCUCAUCCUCGAAGACGACGCCAAGCUCGAGCCCGGGUUCUUGAAGGCUGCCAAGGCUACAAUGCUACAGGCUGCAGCCAUGGACACAGUGCGGAAGAAGAAGUCGAUCGGGCUCUCCAAGGAAUGGGACAUCAUCUACCUUGGCCACAUUCUCCCCGUUCCCAUCAUGGACGGCAUAGCCAGGGCCUCAAAAACCAAGAAAAACGCGGCCAACGGCAACGGCGGGGUGGAAGAAGGAGGAGGGGCGACGGACACGGCAACCACAACGGACGGGGCGCCAGCAGGGGACACCGCCGCCGCUGGUGCUGGUGCUGGUGCUGCAGCGGCGGCCACCGCUCUGGGGCUCGUGGUCGCCCCCGUGACGUUCGCCUGGGGCCUGCACGCCUACCUCCUCACCCGCCCGGCGGCAGCUCGCCUGGCCAACAGCCUCCCGGUGUCCGCCCCCGCAGACAUCUUCGUCGCGAGCAUGCUGACCAGCACCGACAGCGGCAGACCGGUGCUGGCCGGCCGGGCCGUGCUGCCGGCCCUUGCAACGACGGCGGGCGGCGGGGGCGCCGGAGAAGCGGCGCUAGCGGCGGCCCUUGGCGGGGGGGGCGGCGCCGCCGGCGACGAGAACGUCGGAGACGUGGUGUCCACCGGGACGCGCAGGGCGGGAGCGGCCCACGGCGUUCGGCUGCCGCCGGGGAAGGGACCGGGGGCGGCGAGUCGGGGCCGGAGGAGCGGCGGCGGUGGCGGCAGUGGGGGUGCGCCGUGA
This is a messenger RNA of Ectocarpus sp. CCAP 1310/34, 1584 nucleotides long. The record is from the annotation of a GenBank genome assembly. Lineage: Eukaryota; Phaeophyceae; Ectocarpales; Ectocarpaceae.